Molecule: messenger RNA, 2044 nt
Organism: Etheostoma spectabile (orangethroat darter)
Lineage: Eukaryota; Metazoa; Chordata; Actinopteri; Perciformes; Percidae
Gene: tktb
Product: transketolase b
Exons: 14
Coding region: 164-2044 (626 amino acids)
Molecular function (GO): thiamine pyrophosphate binding; transketolase activity
Source: RefSeq, a predicted model, not a curated record
CUCCUCAUUGCUUCCGCCUCCUCCUCGGUUGUACUUACCUCGGGCAGCUAACAGCGGCGUGGCGCAGCUUUGAACCUACUACCCCGGGAAGCAGCAGUGUGACUAAGAAAAAAACAACAAUCUUUUUAAGCGGACGCGGUUCUCAAAAAAAAGUCCAGAAACCAUGACUAGCUACCACAAACCCGAUGAGAAAACUCUGCAGGGGCUGAAAGACGUCGCUAACAAGCUCAGGAUCCACUCCAUCAAGGCGACAUGCGCAUCUAACUCUGGUCACCCCACAUCAUGCUGCAGUGCAGCAGAGCUCAUGUCUGUGCUUUUCUUCCACACCAUGCGUUAUAAAGCAGAUGAUCCCCGCAACCAGUGUAACGACCGCUUUGUGCUCUCAAAGGGUCAUGCUGCACCUGUCCUGUAUGCUGCCUGGUCAGAGGCUGGUUUCGUGAAGGAGUCUGAUCUGCUCAACCUGCGCAAGAUUGACUGUGACCUGGAGGGGCACCCCACCCCAAAACUGGCUUUUGUUGAUGUGGCAACAGGAUCUCUGGGACAGGGUCUCGGGGCUGCCUGUGGGAUGGCCUACACUGGCAAACACUUUGACAAGUCAGCUUACCGUGUGUACUGCAUGAUGGGUGAUGGAGAGUGUUCAGAGGGCUCGGUGUGGGAGGCCAUGGCCUUUGCCUCUUACUACAAGCUGGACAACUUGGUUGCUAUCAUGGAUGUCAACCGGCUUGGUCAGAGUGAGGCCGCACCCCUGAAGCACGACAUGGAGACUUACCGCAAGCGCUGUGAAGCUUUCGGAUGGAACACGUAUGUUGUGGAUGGGCAUGAUGUCGAGGAGCUGUGUAAAGCUUUCUGGCAGGCUCAGCAGGUCAAGGACAAACCCACUUGCAUUGUAGCCAAGACAUUCAAGGGCAAGGGACUCAAAAAUAUCGAGGAUCUUGAUAACUGGCAUGGAAAGCCUAUCCCUAAGGACAGGGUGGAUGACCUCCUAAAAGACCUGCAGGCUCAGAUCCAGGUCCCCAACAAGACCCUGUGCCCUGAACUGCCCAAAGAUGACACAGCACCUGCAGACCUUAGUGCCAUCUCCAUGCCUACACCCCCAGAAUACAAAAAAGGAGAAAAGAUGGCAACAAGGCGUGCAUACGGCCUGGCACUGGCCAAGCUGGGCCAGGCAAGCAAGAGAGUGGUGGCCCUCGAUGGAGACACCAAAAACUCUACCUUCUCAGAGACCUUCAAGAAAGCCUUCCCUGACCGCUACAUUGAAUGCUUCAUUGCUGAACAGAACUUGGUGGGAGUGGCCAUUGGCUGUACCACCCGUGACCGCACGGUUGCAUUUGCAAGCACGUUUGCUGCCUUCUUCUCUAGAGCAUAUGACCAGAUCCGCAUGGGAGCAAUCUCCCAGUCAAAUGUCAACCUGGUAGGGUCCCACUGUGGGGUCUCCAUCGGUGAGGAUGGUCCUUCCCAGAUGGCCCUAGAGGACUUGGCCAUGUUCCGUGCUAUCCCAACAUGUACUGUGUUUUACCCCAGUGAUGCGGUGUCCACAGAGAAAGCCGUUGAGCUCUCAGCCAAUACGAAGGGUAUCUGUUUCAUCCGUACCAGUAGACCAGACAAUGAAGUCAUCUACUUGCCAGAUGAGAAGUUUGAAGUGGGCGUAGCUAAGGUGGUGCGCCAGUCUGACAGUGAUUGUGUAACAGUGAUUGGAGCUGGUGUUACUCUGCAUGAGGCCCUUGCUGCAGCAGAUAUGCUGGCCCUUGAAGGGAAGAAGAUCCGUGUAAUUGACCCGUUCACGAUCAAGCCCCUGGAUGCCGCCACCAUUCUGUCCAGUGCCAGAGCCACAGGCGGACAGAUAAUCACUGUGGAGGACCACUACAAGGAGGGUGGUCUUGGUGAAGCUGUACUGUCGGCAGUGGGCAAGGAGCCCAGCAUCGUUGUGACCCGGCUUGCAGUGACCGGUGUUCCCCGCAGCGGAAAGUCCCAAGAGCUACUGGACAUCUUUGGCAUCAGCGCCAAGCACAUUGCCAAUGCCGUGCGUCAGACCUUUGCAAAUUAA